Hemicordylus capensis (graceful crag lizard) is the source of this 3495-nucleotide messenger RNA. RefSeq names its product radial spoke head protein 3 homolog B-like. NCBI's taxonomy places the organism in Eukaryota, Metazoa, Chordata, Lepidosauria, Squamata, Cordylidae. The transcript has 9 exons. The coding region runs from base 117 to 1430 and encodes 437 amino acids. Gene Ontology annotation, cellular component: cilium. The record is from RefSeq and is a predicted model, not a curated record.
GUUUACCUUGGCAACAGUCACUGGGGAGCAGACACCAUGUUGCAUGGCAACGGUUGCUAGGAGGACUGUUCUAUACAGCCUGGGCCUAUUCGACCCAGAGGCUGCCUACAACCGGCAUGGCCUCCACAUCGGUGCUUGUUGCCCGAGAGGACACAGGGGCACCCCCUGGAACCUACUCCUACUGCAGCCAGCCCCGGGCUCUGCCCCCCAGACGGAAAUACCGGGGUUCUCUGGAAGCCAACGAUCAGGAAGAUGAGCCAUACCACUAUGCAAACCUCAUGUACGAGCGGAGGGUGGUUCGUGGCAACACGUAUGCCCUUCACAUCUUACCUUGGAGCGACGAACCGGAUCCCCUUGAGCUCCAGCGGCAGCGGGAAGCACGCCGGAAAGCACUGGCCAGAAAACGGGCCAAGGAACAGCUUCGGACGAGGACACCAGAUCCUCUGGAAGGCAGGCGGCAUGUCACUGUGCAAACAGAGUUAUACCUGGAAGAACUCGCCGACCGGAUUAUCGAGGUAGAUGUGGAAUGUCAAACGGAUGAAUUCCUGGACAGACCAGCUACUCCACUCUUCAUUCCCGCAAAGACUGGCAGAGAUGUAGCCACACAAAUAUUGGAAGGAGAGCUGUUUGAUUUCGACAUUGAAGUUCGGCCAGUGCUUGAAGUCUUGGUUGGAAAGACCAUUGAGCAGGCCUUGCUGGAAGUCAUGGAGGAGGAGGAGCUGGCCAACCUGCGGGCACAUCAAUACGCCUAUCAGGAGCUGCGCUUUGCUGAGCUUGCGGAGGUUCAGCGCCUCGAGGAGCAAGAGCGGCGGCAUAGAGAGGAAAAGGAGCGUCGUAAGAGGCAACAACUGCUUGCCCUGAAGAAGGAGAAAGAAACCUCCGAGAAAAUUGCUGCCCGCGCUUUCGCUGUGCGGUACCUGUCCGACCUAAUUCCUUCCGUAUUUGGGAGCCUUCGGGACAGCGGCUACUUCUUCGACCCAGUGGAGAGAGACAUUGAACAAGGAUUCAUUGAGUGGCUGAUGGAUGAAGUAGAAGAGAAUAUGGAGAAGAGGGUGCUAGGAAGAACAAUUGCUGACAGCUUACUUCGCUACGUGGUAGAAAGGAGGCUGGAUUCUUUUGAAGCUGGAAUGUGGCCAGAGGAACCAGAAGGAGAACCUCCUGCCCAGGAAAUAGAUCACCCGCUCUCUGCUGAGGAGAUGUUGGGUGAAAUUGUGGCUCAGCCUGAAAAACCAGAUCAUCUGGAAACAGAAGGGCAGCUGGAAGCCUCCGAUCAGCCUCAAGCCUCUGAUCAACGGGAAAGCUCUGAUCAGCCUCAAGCCUCCGAUCAACCGGAAAGCUCUGAUCAGCCUCAAGCCCCUGAACAGCCAGAAGGCCUAGAUGAGGGCAAAGCAGGAGAAGAGCCAGAAGCCAAGGAGCCUGAACCCCAGUGAUGAUGACCACAUGAAUCAGGCAACCCAAGCUAUACAAGAAGAUUUCACAUCGGCACGUUUGUUAAAAUGGAGAAUAUAUUGCAUGUAAUUAUUAGUCGUGGUAGGCAAUAAAUCAAAAGCUAUAUUUUUUCAAAAUAUGUGCUAGGCCUAUGCUCUUAUUCAUCAGACAAACCCGGUGCCAAGAAAUUCCUGCUGCCGCUUAGUAUGUUGUCAUUAGAUCUUCUUCUCAGCAUCUGCAUUAUUGUACAGGAUGUUGAAGUAUCAGUUUAGAGGUGCCUACGAUGAAGCAGAAUCCCACCGAAGUUAGCAAGAAGUUAAGCAGAAGUUAGCAAGAGUGCUCUUGUGCAACAUGGAAGAAAUGUGCUUUGCAGUUACACAAUAGAGGGCCACUGUAAAUGGCCCUCUAUUGCACAAUUGCACUGCACAAUUCUUCCAUGUUGUGCAAGAGUGUUCCUGCACAAACGCUUCAUUACAAGGCUGAGGGAGCGUUGCACAUUACAUCAGCCAAUGAAAUUGGGACUAAACUUUGCUGUCGACUUAAUGGAAAAUUAGUGGUGGCAAACUUCUGCCCUGUUGUUGGUUUGUUGGUUUUUCAAGCAGUCUUUGCUUUUAUGUUUAUAGAGUUCAUUAAAUGCAGUUAAUUUGUUUAUAUUGGCCACAAUCUCAAGAAAUUUAGUUCUGCCUAAGCCCCACUGAAAUUAAUAGGACUGCAGAUAGUCACUGGCUAAUGUCUCAUUGAUUUGAAUGGGGCUUCAGCAUGGCUGACUUCUUGUUGAUUCGGGCAUUUGUGUGUUACCUUCUAGAAUUCAUUACUAUAAAAUAAUAUGUGUUUGUGAAAAAGCUUAGCCUAGUUCACUUUCUGUUCCAUUGCAUUGUAACUCUGAUUUUAUUGUUUUAGCAAACGAAAGCAGUGUUUGUUUUGGUUUGUUCCGUAGUUGCCUCCUUGCUGGUAGAAAACGAAUCACUGAAUGGCCAAUACGAUGGUUGCUGUUCCGUUGCCACUCCCCUAAUCUAAUAUGUCUCUCUUUUUGAAAAGUACAGUUUGUUUUUGCUUCUUAGGAGGCUGCCUAUUGGCAAGGGAACAUAUUCUCUUGUUUUGCAGAAUCCUCUGCAAAUUUCAAUGUAAGCCAGACAUUGCAUAUCUGCUUUCCCCAAGAUGGUGGAAGAUGCUGUGCUGGUAUUCCAAACGAUACAUACAUAGAAAAGGUACACCUAGGACUGUGAUUUCAGCUCUUUUUAAUGGAUGCCUGCCUGUAGCAUAACAGUAGACUGAACAUUGGUAUAAGCUAUACAGCCACUGGUCAGCUACUCCAACGUUUCCACCUUGUCCUUUUGGACAAGUCUUGCCUGAGAUGGGUCACUGAUACCUCAUCACUUCACUAUGGGGUGCUUUCUCCCCAUCACUUGUGUACCCCCUUCCUGCCAUUGCCUGCUCUUCCUGGUGCACAAAAUGUCUUUGAUUAGGGCUUCUGAACCUUGGCUUCCCAGAUACUGUUGGACUACAAGUCUUGGAACCCAAGGUUAAGCAGCUCUGCCCUAAACAGAUGGCAGUGCAGCCUCCUCCCCUCUCAGGUACCCAGGUAAGGGAAGCUUCAUUCCCCAACAGAUGGAGUAGCCAGCCAUUAGAAAGUACCCAUUGUUCCAUUUGCUGCUAGUUUACAGCCGUGGAUACAUUAAAAAGACCUUUGAACUCACAGGCUAUUUAAGUUUGAUGCAAUUAAUGUUUGAUGGUCUGCUUAUAUUUUCCACUUGGAGCUAAGCUGCAUGUUGAGAGCAAGCAUACGGCACAGUCCCCUAGAAACCAUACCUCUUCAGAAAAUGUGUGCAAAUCCAUGUUAGAAAUGCUCUUGCGUGCUCUCUCUCUCUCUCUCACCUGAUAGAGCAUUUCAACAUGUGAUUUCCCCCGUUCCUAAAUAUUGAAGCGGUCCAUUCCCAGGAGGACUCCUCUAUAUGCUUCUUCUGAGCGCAUAGGUCAUCUGUUGUUAUGGAAUCCAAUGUUAAAAUUGUUUUAUCUCUAACAAAAUCAAUUUUGUGUGUACCAAUAAUAAAGCGGAUACCACAAAAA